CGGCGCGCCAUCCUCAUAAUUCCACGAUGUCCCGUUCUGUGAACUUUAACACCUCGCCCAGCGCCAACGCGACCGCCGUGAAGGCGCAGGUGGACGUGGACGCUCUGGACCAAAGCCUCAUUGCGCUCUUGGAAGCUUAUUUAGAUGAACAAAUUGCGACGAGUGUCGUGGACGAAGAAGCCAACAUGACGCUGCUCAAGCUGUACUCGAUUUACUCGACCCCAGUGGACCACCAGCUGCCCCGCGCGAUUCAAAUCCUGGCCAAGGGACUGACGGUCCUGCCGUCCAACUUCUUUUUGGGGGCGAGCUAUUUGGUCUCGGAACCCUUGCGCAAGAACAAGGACAUUGCAGAGCUCCUGCAAGCCGGCUCGUUGCUGCAAACGUGCCUGUUUCCUGCGUUCUGGCAAUUGCCACUUGCGUCCGCGAAGAAAAUCCCUGGAUUUGACGCCGCUGUCCGCGAAUACAUCGUGUCGGCCAUCGCCCGCAGCCACGACGUCGUCGCGGCCGCCUUUGUCGCGGAGCAACUGCACCUUGGUAGUAAGGAAGUCGAGGCGUUGGUCACAGCGCAUGGAUGGACCGUCCAAGGCGCGAGCUUUGUCGUGGCGGCGAACGCAGACAACCAGAUGCGCCCCAAGAAGUUCAAAGAGGACAUUGCGUUCACGGAUUUGUUGGACACGAUCAACGUCUUGUCUCGUUAAGUGUGGGAAUCCAUCCAUCCCUCUCCAUCGUUCUUACGUUCGUGCUUGUGCCACGAGUAUUUUAUAGCUAAACUAGCACACUCGCCUGGUGCAUCGUGCCAUACUAGGCAUCACAUCAAGACAUCUCUAUAUACAUAUAAUAGAUAUAUAUGUAAGUAUAAACUGUUG
Molecule: messenger RNA, 866 nt
Organism: Aphanomyces astaci
Lineage: Eukaryota; Oomycota; Saprolegniomycetes; Saprolegniales; Verrucalvaceae
Exons: 3
Coding region: 27-698 (223 amino acids)
Biological process (GO): regulation of translational initiation
Cellular component (GO): eukaryotic translation initiation factor 3 complex; cytoplasm
Molecular function (GO): ribosome binding; translation initiation factor activity
Source: RefSeq, a predicted model, not a curated record